AAUGAAGGUAGUAUUGAAAUGGCGGAAGUGCUCGGCAGUCGUCUCCGUGGCAACGCCGCGCAAACCGUUGGGAGCCUUGCGAAAAAGCGCGUGUACGUCGCGUCUGAUGCGUAGAGUGAGGAUGCCGAGGAAGGUGAAGAGAGGAGGCGGAGCCUCAGAGGAGGAGGAGGACCUUCAGCAGCAACGUGGGCGGGUGAAGGACCCGCAGGAAACGGGCAGAAAGAGGGAGGAGCUUCUGACGCUCUUCCUGAAGGACAAAGUCGAGCGCGAGGAGAGGAACUCGGCCGUCAACCUUGCGGAGCUGGAGCGCGCCUGGGGUGUGGUCCUGCGUCGGACAAAAUCAGCGGAGCUGCGGCGUGAUAUCAUCAUCCUGCGUCGCACGUUUGAGCGGCAGCUGGACGGCCUGGAUGAUGUCAUCAAGGACACAACGGCAGAAGCGGGGAUCGAACCUGGAACCCUCAAGUUGCUGGCACGGCCGCUCUACCAACCGACCUAUACCGGCGUUACGCCGCUGCCGUCUUUACUACUGACGGGGUGCCGUUUCCUGUUUGUACGGCAGAGCUUGACAUGUGACCUGCAGCAGGCGGAGCAGCAGUCGGCUCAGGUGCGCCGCCGCCACCUGCAGCACGUGGAGCGCAUGCGAGACCUGCAGGACGAGCGGCGAGCGUUCGUGCGGCGUCGCUGGGAGGGGAGUCUGCGGCGCAUUAGUGCCGGAUUCAUGGCGGAAAGGAGCGACACGGCGGAAGAGGCGCAGCGGCGGCAGGUGCGUCUGGAGGACACGGCGUUCUCGUUGGACUCGCAGCACCAGGACGUGAUGCGGGCCGUGCGUCAGGUGUACGGCGAGAGCAUGGCGGCUUGGCGGAGCGCCCAGCAGGACCGGGUAAUACCGUCGUGCAUUCCCGGGCUGCGCCCUUGCCGUCAGCUCACCUGCUGCGGCUUCUACCCCCAGGUGGCGGCGCUGCGUGGCGCCGACGCGGAGAAGCUGGCAGAGAAGCGUCGUCAAAUGCAGGAAGAGGUGGAAGCGUGCGGCUCCGCCCUCGGCCUGAUGUCCAGGAACCAGCGUCUGGUCCACAUGACCGACGUGGACGUGAAGCGAGUGCGGCGGCUGCAGAGCGCUGUCAUCAGCCUGCGGACCAAGCUCGGCUCCUUCGAGACAUCGACGGCGUGGGAGGCGGGCGGCAUGGCGGCAGCGAAGGCGGAAUUGAAUGAAAAAAGCGGCAAGCUUCGGGAUCACCUGGCCAGAGCACGCCAGGCUGCGAGGAAGCAGCUCGCUGACCUCGCGCUCCAAAGUGACACCGCCGCCAAUAAACUGCAGAUGGUGAUCGGCAAGGGCGAGAAGGUUCUACACGCCGCCAUGGUGUGUCACAAGCUGGAAGACACUUUAUCGCCAUCACCACGGGGUGCUGACAGCCAGUGGCCGGCGCAGCCAACAGCAACAGUUACAUCUCACAUCCUGUCGCAACGUGGCGAGGGCGUCAUUAACCCGUCUUCGUCCCCGCAGACGUUCCCUGAGGUGCGUCAACUGACUCGCCGCCUUAACAGUGCUCUGCUUCUGCGAGACGCUCUGGCCAAUCACCAAGAGGCGCUGCGGCGAGACAACCAACAGCUAAGGCUCCUCCUGCGCCGCCGUCUCGACAACAUGAGGGUCGGCGACAACAGCGGCGGCGCCCUUCACGGAAGCCACGCCCCGCUGUCUGUCAAAGCCGCACUAACAACGGCGAGCCCCCCCUUUGGCGCUGGACGUCCCACGGUCAUCGAGGCGGCCCUCGCCGCCAAACACCUGCUGUGACAGGAAGAGACGCUGAAGAUGCGCCGCUUCCUGCCAAUCCAAAGUAGAAACUUAAGUUGGAAGACUAGAAAAAAUACUUUUAUUGUGGUAAUCAUGCAGGACACCGACAGGAAGUAGUAGUAACACGUUACGUCGUAAACGUCAGCUGCUUCAGUUAAAAACUCAAGGUGAAAGGAAACUUCCUUAUAAGGACAUUAAAAAAGCAGCGUGGCUCCUCCCCCAGGGGGCGGAGCUUGUCAGGCCGCAGCCUUCGUUGUAAAAACAAUAAAUAAAAAGAUUCACUGGCAGGUGAG
Nerophis lumbriciformis (worm pipefish) is the source of this 2082-nucleotide messenger RNA. Its product is annotated as dynein regulatory complex subunit 2-like. Gene Ontology annotation, cellular component: axonemal dynein complex; axoneme. NCBI's taxonomy places the organism in Eukaryota, Metazoa, Chordata, Actinopteri, Syngnathiformes, Syngnathidae. The record is from RefSeq and is a predicted model, not a curated record. Gene Ontology annotation, biological process: cilium-dependent cell motility; regulation of cilium movement; axonemal dynein complex assembly.